This is a messenger RNA of Amyelois transitella, 6941 nucleotides long. It is a transcript of the gene Dd, whose product is annotated as CTD nuclear envelope phosphatase 1 homolog. Lineage: Eukaryota; Metazoa; Arthropoda; Insecta; Lepidoptera; Pyralidae. The record is from RefSeq and is a predicted model, not a curated record. Bases 158 to 889 code for a protein of 243 amino acids. The transcript is spliced from 7 exons. Gene Ontology annotation, molecular function: protein serine/threonine phosphatase activity.
UUUGGGUCGAUUAUGUCAUGGCGGGUUGGUUAGAUGUUUUCGGCAGUUAAAUUUAUAGAAAUUGUAUUGAAUUACGCCGUCAAUGAUCUCGUUUUAUCCGCUGUUGUUUGACACCAAGCAUAUCUUUAUAUUCGUAAUCCUUUCCUAAACAAUUCAAAUGCUGAAACAAUUGCAAAUGGGCCUUCGCACGUUUAUGCUUAUCGCAUCUAAAGUAUGGAGUUGUUUUUGUUACAUGUUUAAGAAGCAAUAUCGAGCGUUGGCGCAAUAUCAAUCUGUCAAGUAUGAAAUAUAUCCCCUUUCCCCGGUAUCUAGACACAGGUUGAACCUAGUCAAGCGGAAAAUGCUGGUAUUAGACCUAGACGAGACACUGAUCCAUUCUCACCACGACGCGAUGCUACGGCCGACGGUGAAGCCUGGGACACCUCCAGACUUCGUGCUCAAAGUUACCAUAGACAAGCAUCCAGUCAGAUUCUUUGUGCAUAAGAGGCCGCAUGUUGACUAUUUUCUAAAUAUCGUGUCACAGUGGUACGAGCUGGUAGUGUUCACGGCGUCUAUGGAGAUUUACGGCGCUGCGGUCGCCGAUAAGUUGGACAACGGCCGGGGGAUCCUCAGGAAAAGAUUCUACAGACAACAUUGCACGGCCGAGCACGGGUCGUACACAAAGAAUCUGUCGUCUAUAUGUGACGACCUCAACAGGGUGUUCAUUCUGGACAACUCGCCUGGCGCGUAUCGGGACUUCCCAGAUAACGCGAUCCCAAUAAAGUCGUGGUUCUCGGACCCGCUGGACGUGGCGCUGCUGAACCUGCUGCCGGUGCUGGACGCGCUGCGGUUCACGCACGACGUGCGCUCCGUGCUGUCCCGGAACCUGCACCUGCACAGGCUGUGGUAGCACCGCUAUUAAAGCGCGCUUUUGUACAAAUAAGGACGCCACAGGUCUCCUAAACUUAUUUAUUUUCUGUUAGAACAGCGUAUCUACUUUACAUAUAGAUAUAAAUACUUAGUUUUUUAAAUGGACUACUUGACAAUCCUGAUGGGACGAUAUAUGACGUCUUCCUCGUACAAUAAUCUUUAUUCUGUCAUCGUAACAAAUGUCAUGCCCUAAACUUGAAAGUGUCACAUUGUAUAUACCUACUAAAAUUUUCAAAGCAGUUCAUCAACAGAUUUUCUGACUCUAUAUAUUCCAAUAAUGACUAGAAUCAAUGUACAUAUACAAUCUUUUUUCAUAUUUAUAUAGUAUUUCACCACCCAAGACUUAUCAAUUAGUAUCAAAUCCGCUAUACCUAUACAAACCGUAUUUUGUCCAAUAACGUUAAAAAAUAACGUUGUGAUGUCAGAUUCCUUUUUUUUUUUAAAAUGGCGUAUGUCCCAUCAGAAUCGGCGUGUAGUAAAUACAUGAGUGACGCGACGACGCGUUGUGAGUUACCUACGUGCGUAGGAGUGCGUUAAGAACGCAAGUCUAUGUUUAAGAAUCCCAUUGAAGUUGUUUAAUAAUUAAGCCCGUUUUGACACAAGAACAUUUGAUAUUGGAACGAAAAAGACAGACAAAAGUAGGUAUACAGAAUUUUCGAAAAUAGGACGAUAGUCUGUUUCUAAAAUAUAUUUUGACAGUGACCGCUGUCAAAUCGGGCUUAUUUCCCGACAAUUUUACUUUAUCCAGUAAAAUGGCGGGAAUCGGUUGUUUAUUUAAGAAUAUUUUAAAAAAUACCUCAGUCGUAAGUCACCCAGUCUUGAAAUAAGAAGCCGAUUUGACUGCUGUCCCGUAUAAUGCAAACUUCUAAAGUCGCCACCUUUUAUAUUUUCGUGUUAGUGUAGCAGGAACGAUGUUUCAGGCUCGACCGCCACCAAAGGGAAGAUCAUUCGCUAAGCUAUGCGUUAUGCCUGGGGAAUCGCGGAACUGACGAUUUUGACAGUUGUGUUUAUGUAUAUCUCUUUCUUUAGAGAAGGUAUAUUCAUAUGUAAAUGAAUUAAUUCAUUAUAUACAUAGAUACUUAUUUAUAAUGCAAUUUUCACUCUAAUUUCAAAUUAAUGCGUUAUCAAAAUCGGUUUUCUUUUCGCGAUUUUAGGAGUUAUUGUGAAAAACACUGCGUUCAUUAUGUAUUUGUGUAUUAUUAGUAUGUUUUGAAACUGCUCAUUUCCCUCAUUUUACACGUAGAGAUGUGAUAUUCUCUAAUUAAUGAACUUUUCGUAUCCGGGUAUAUUCUUGUUAUUGAAAAAAAAAUACAAAUAUCACGCCUCUUUCUCGAAGACAGGGAUCGUGGCAAGUGGGAAGAUGUAGUCUUCUUUUACUUUAUCCUAGUUUAUCAAACUUUUCAUGCAAGCCCGUCGUUUUGUUUAAUCUUGACCUAACCUUACGCAGAACGUCCUCGAUUAAAUCAAGGUAUGUUCGUCUUCACCUUCCCCUGUAAAAAAAUAUUAAAUCCCCUUUCAAUAAUAGAAAUUUGAAUUGUAAGUUCACUAUAAUAUUGUUUGCCAUGAGUUAAAAACAAUAUCUUAUCUAUAUAAUUAAGACCAGUAAAUAACUAUGAUGCAAAUAAAUACAUAUUACAUACUGUUUAUUUCAUCGUGUAUAUUUGAUGUGGCUCAGAAAACGGGUAUUACCUGUUACGUUGAAAUUGGUGUUCGCAAAACAAGAAUAUACCUCUACACCUACCUUAUAAAAAAUCGGUCUUAUUCGCAAACAACACAUAAGAGUUUCGUUAACAAACAAUUAAAAAAAAAUUGGUAAGUACCUAUUUUUAGGAAUAUCGCGUGAGAAAAAUUAAAUUCAGUGAGGAUAAAAAAUAUUAACAUUUUUUUUUCAGACUCUCUUGAUUUCGCUAUUCAUAGAAAGUCUAAAAUUACUACUUGUACGUACACAUUUUUCCCAUACGAUAUAACCAAAAAUAGCAGUUUGACAAUAUUUUCUUGUUAUUAAAAAUUAUCGUUAUCUUUCUAUCACUGAUACGCUUACAAGAUAUAGCGUAUAGAUAAAAAAAAAUCUGAUUGUAAUUACGGUACUAGUAUUGUUUGGUUUGUGAUUUAAUUCCUAUAAGAAAUAAGUUUAUUUCCUAUCUCGAAAAAAAAUGAUAAAAGUUCGGGAUUGUUCCUUGAGAAUGUUUGUUUGAAUGUUUGGACGUACAAUUUUUAUAAUAUCGUGGUAAGAGCUCUAUAAUAUAUAAAAAAACACAGUUUUUUCUUAUACGGUACUAUGUGUUUUUGUAAUUUUUAGGUCACUUGUUACUCGUUCAAACCCUUCGGAGGGUUAAAUUGUAACCUUAAUAUUACAGGGAUUGUUAAUUGUGUAGUUCGUUUUUUUUUUAAAUAUGUUAUGGCCUUCGGUUAACGAGAUUAUCCUUUUAAAUAAAUCGUAGUGUUAAAAUUUAUUAGAUGCAAUAUUCGUUGUAGAUGCUCGAAAUACUGACCACGUAUAUUAUAUCAAUGAUUAAUUAUGUAGAAAUUAACCGUUUAACGCAUUAUUUCAACCCACCAACGACUUAAAACCAAAAUACUAACAAUUUUUUUUACAAUUGAAAGUAAACGUUGCGACUCCAACGCAUGGGAGCUAUUCUUGAAAAAGACGACUUGUAGCCGGCGAGAUAUCGAAUGAAUUGUGUAUAUGUAUAUUUCCUUGUAAAGACUUGUGUGUCAUACAAAUAUUAAGGAAGGCAAAGCGCGUUACUUGAUAUGGUGAAUAACCUAAGGAAACCGCUUACAAUUAAGCUGCGGUAUGCAAUAUUCGAUAAACAAUUAGGCGAUGGCAGUGCAAAAAUCCACAUGGGGAUUCCACAUGGGAUUUUUGAACGAUGAGGGAUUGGUAGUAGUUGGUAGUUGUAUUGAUAAAAAAUACAUAAAAAAUGUAUUUUUACAACUGAUAAUACUUAUAUAACCAACAAUCCAGCCCCGGCACUAUUAAUUACCCCCGUAUCGUCUACUUAAUAGUAUUAAAAUGUCUUUUAAUACAUGUAUAUAUAAAAAUCAACAUUUUGAUUAGAAAACAAUAAUUUUUUUGGUCUAUGCAUAGGCAAACUGUAAAUAUACUUGUGUAAAAAAAUAUGUAUGUUGAUUAUUGUAGCCAAUAUGAAUGUAUAGUUCAAUAUUUUUUAUCUUAAACUGUUUUAAGAUAAUCUUUGUAAGUUAGGUUGGUCAAAACUGAACUUUAAACAUACAAAAAAUGUUGUUUAUAAGCAAUACUGAUGUACUAAUUAUGUACAUGAAUUUUAAUAAAAAUGAGUUUUUGAUGAUAGUAAGUUAAUUUGUAGUUUAGUAGAGUAACUUUAUUUUUAUUUAUCACAAAAAAAUAUUUGUAACGUCGCCAUCCCAAAGCACGCCUAUACGGACUGGCAGGGCCAUGAGGUGACAAGAUACAAAUAUUGCUCCAGAAUUCAAUUAUAUAAUUUCGAUUAAUAUUCAAUUUCAAUAUGAAAUAGAUCUGCCUACCCCCACGGGAAAAAGAUUUUAUGUAUGUAAUUCUUCUUGCGUCGUAAACCUCAUUACUGAGGGUCGUGAACUCCCCGGAGACAAGUCAGUUUAGAGCGCACUACGUCUCUCCACCUUGCCCGGUCCUUAGCGGUGUGGAGCGCCUCAUGUAGGUCCUUAUCCAGAGUCGAACGUAUUUGGUCAGUCCAUCUAAGUGGGCUACGUCCCCUUGAUCGUUUCCCCUCUACCUUGCCGGUGAUCAUCAGCUGUUCCAAAUUGUCGCCAUCUUUGCGGGCUAUGUGGCCAAAAAAUUCCAGGAUUCUUCGUAAACAGAUGGUGGAAAGCCUAGUUUGGAUGUUGAGUUCACGAAGAAUAGACCUGUUUGUGCGAAAUGCAGUCCAUGGAAUCUGGAGCAUCUUUCUCCAGCACCACAUCUCGAAAGCAUCAAUGCGGUUACGAUCUGCUUGUUUUAUAGUCCAUGUUUCGGAGCCAUAGCUAAAGAUGCUAAAUACUAAAGUGGUCACUAGCGAGAUCUUCGUCUUCCGAGAUAUGUUGCGAUCCUUCCAGAUUCUUUCCAGCUGAGACAUUGCAUUUUUGGCCAUGCCAAUGCGUCUCCUGAUCUCUUUUUCACAUGAGCCUGUGUUACUAAUAUUAGCACCCAAGUAGAUGAAAUUAUCCACCGUUUCCAGACCCAGAGCACCAGUCAGAUGGAGUGAGUUAGCGCGGUCAACUACCAUGACUUUGGUUUUAGAGUGGUUGAUUUUGAGGCUCAAGUCCAUGCUGAUCUUUUGCAUUUUAGUAAGGAGGCUCAUCAUCUCGGCCUCGUUAGCUGCCAACAAGGUUGUGUCAUCAGCGUACCGGAGGUUUGUGAUUCUGGUGCCGCCGAUCGUGACACCACCUUCCCAGUUUUCCAGAGUCCGUCUGAUGAUAUACUCUCCGUAGAUAUUAAAUAGAACAGGGGAUAAUAUACAACCUUGCCUGACGCCUUUUUCAAUGUAUGUAAUACCUACCAUAAAAUAAUAAAUAGUACAUAGAAAUAUCUACUACAGUAAGCAAUAAUAAGGUUACACUACUAGACUAUAAGACUUGCGAUUGCUUAAUUGAAAUUCAAAUAAAUUAGUGUUGGAAUGUUUGAAAUAUUUUCAUUGUUAAAUGAAUGAGCGAAAUUAUGUUUUACUCUAAACUUUAAGCAUGUUUUUUUUUUCGUUUUUCUAUUAGUAAAAGGAAGUCAUAAUGUAUACCAGACUCUGUCCUAUGAAAUUAUUUAUAAUUUGUGGACAGGGAGUCGCAUAAUGUACUUAUGUAUGAUAUUAUGUUAUUCAAAUAGGUACAUAGUUACAAAACUGUACAGUGAUCUCGAAAAGAUUUUUUCCAAGAAUAUUCCUUUAAGAUGUUCUUUAUAAAUAAAGGCCUAAGUACAAAACCAAUUGUUAAGCAAUUACGUCUUUACUCAAUGGAACCUUGUCUUCUCUGGCAACACUCGUUAUCAGUGUUGCCCAAUACUUACAAUAUCUUUCUUCUUUCACAUCUGCCUUUAUAAAUCUCCCACACAACGUCGCUAUAUUAAUGCUAUAAAAUAGACUAGAAAUUAUGUUGGACUCUUUAAAUUCGUUAAAAAUUUUGAGAUUAAUAUUUUCGUUUUGUGAAUUUGUGAAAUAUUUCAUAAAUGCCUGAAAUUAUAUAUAUUUUUUAUAAGUUUAGAACUCCUGUUUUUCAGGCAUACACUUUCUAAGACCGUAUGCCUAUUUGACUUAUUAAUUGUAUGAAAAAACUAUCUUCCAGUGAACAAUCUAUAGUGUAAAUACUAUAAUAAAUACAAUUUUAGAGUGGUUUGCCCAUUUUUGAAAUGCGCAGCAAUGAUCUCUUAUUGUAAUUUUUGGAAUAAGGUCGCAACUGUUUAACCGGAAUUCGCACAAAAUGUUGUGUGCUUUUUUUGUAGGUUUUUAUAAAAUCCACUGUUGUGUUAAAAUAUUUAAGACAGCUCAAUUCAAACCGCAAUAGAAUUGAAUUCUUAUUUAAAUUCUACUUUAGAGAAGAAAAAAAAUUAAAUUGUGAAAUAUGGAUAUUUUGUUGACAUGUCUUGAAAAUGUUUUCAGUUAAGAAAAGCAAUAUCAGUUCGUAUUAUUUAUACUGAUUUUACCUUUUGUUGUUUAAAUUGAGCUCUUUAGUUUACCAAAUCAUUUUGAAUGAACAUUUUUUGUGACCGUUCAUUAGUUUAAAAUCUAUUUUUGGCAUACAGCUUUGGCUUGUAUGCCAAAAAUAAAAUAACAUUUUUAUGUUAUUUAAAAAUCGGCAAAUCACCACUGGUGCAUCCAAUUUCAGUUGACAAAACCAUUAUCCUUAUAGCGCUAUAAAUAAGGUUAAAAUUUAAGUAUGUUUUGUCAUACUAUAUGUAAGGACUGGAUGGACCCUUUCUUUUUAAGUCAGAAAUCAGAAAAAAAGUGAAACAGGUUUAAUGACAAUAGGAUUACGUAACUAUAUCAUGUACAAAGUAAACUUACUCAAUUGCAAGAUUUUGUGUACUAAUAAAAGCUGUUUAAUUAAAA